AUAAAAACAAACCCAACUCAACUCAUACUCCCAAACUUCAAAAUUCUUCCAUUUCUGUUUCGUAAAUUUCUCCGUUGAAAAGGAGAGACCAAAUAGGCCAUCCAUCUUUCAAAUCCAACGGCCCAGAUCGCAACGACUUAGCCUAGAUCUGAUUCCAGACACCACCUACUGGAUCCGUCAUGCCGGUGGCUGCUUCCGCCAUUUACUUCUUGAAUCUCCGAGGCGAUGUUCUCAUCAAUCGUCUCUAUCGCGAUGAUGUUGGGGGAAAUAUGGUGGAUGCUUUUCGAACACAUAUAAUGCAAACUAAAGAACUUGGUACAUGUCCUGUACGACAAAUAGGGGGCUGUUCUUUCUUCUACAUGAGAAUAAGCAACGUUUACAUUGUGAUUGUUGUCAGCAGCAAUGCAAAUGUAGCUUGUGCGUUCAAGUUUGUUGUUGAGGCGGUUGCGUUGUUCAAAUCUUAUUUUGGUGGGGCUUUUGACGAAGAUGCAAUUCGCAAUAAUUUUGUUCUGAUUUAUGAACUGUUAGAUGAAAUUAUGGAUUUUGGUUACCCACAAAAUCUUUCACCGGAAAUUUUGAAGUUGUACAUCACUCAAGAAGGGGUUCGUUCACCAUUUUCUUCUAAGCCCACGGAUAAGCCUGUUCCUAAUGCAACUCUACAAGUUACAGGUGCUGUUGGUUGGCGGAGAGAAGGCCUUGUUUAUAAAAAGAAUGAGGUGUUUUUGGAUAUUGUGGAAAGUGUAAAUCUUCUUAUGUCUUCAAAAGGUAGUGUUUUGCGUUGUGAUGUAACUGGAAAGAUCCUAAUGAAGUGCUUUCUCUCUGGAAUGCCUGAUUUGAAGUUGGGUUUAAAUGAUAAGAUUGGCCUUGAAAAAGAGUCGCAACUUAAAUCUCGUCCAACAAAAAGUGGUAAAACUAUUGAGCUUGACGAUGUUACCUUUCAUCAAUGUGUGAACUUGACGAGGUUUAAUUCAGAGAAGACUGUCAGUUUUGUGCCACCAGACGGUGAAUUUGAAUUGAUGAAGUACCGUAUUACUGAAGGUGUGAAUCUUCCAUUCCGAGUGUUGCCUACAAUCAAGGAACUUGGUAGAACACGCAUGGAAGUAAAUGUGAAGGUGAAGAGUGUCUUUGGUGCAAAAAUGUUUGCGCUUGGGGUUGUCAUUAAAAUACCUGUACCGAAACAAACAGCUAAAACAAGUUUUCAAGUUACAUCUGGUCGGGCUAAAUAUAAUGCAGCUAUUGAUUGCUUAGUCUGGAAGAUAAGAAAAUUUCCUGGGCAAACUGAGCCAACAAUGAGUGCAGAAGUUGAGCUGAUUUCAACAAUGACAGAAAAGAAGUCCUGGACAAGGCCACCAAUUCAGAUGGAGUUCCAGGUUCCAAUGUUUACAGCAUCCGGUCUACGUGUACGUUUUCUCAAGGUAUGGGAGAAGAGUGGAUACAACACAGUUGAGUGGGUUCGCUAUAUCACGAAAGCUGGCUCAUACGAAAUUAGGUGCUAAAAAACUUCGGGGUAUUGACGCAAGAAUUGAGAUAUUUGAAUUUGGAGAUUUAUAAAUUUGUUAUUCGAUCAGAAAGUUGUUGCAAGACUGUCUUGUUAGCAAUAAAUCAUUAGGGCAUUUUUUGUUGUUGUUGGUUAUAGUGUUAUGUCGAUAUGAUUGUUUGUGUUAAUUACUUUUGUUUGAUAUCUUGUUGUAAAUGCUAGCUAUUUUUUCCCAUCCUCUUACAACUGGCCAUGUGAGAAUUUCUUUGAUCUGCCCAUUUUGGAGACCAACUUCUUGGUUUGAAUUUUGCCAAAAUUCUGCUGUUGUAGUGACAAAAAUUGCGAGUGAAGAAUACUUGACUUGAGAUAUA
This is a messenger RNA of Humulus lupulus (European hop), 1848 nucleotides long. RefSeq names its product AP-2 complex subunit mu. The coding region runs from base 180 to 1496 and encodes 438 amino acids. The record is from RefSeq and is a predicted model, not a curated record. Gene Ontology annotation, biological process: endocytosis; intracellular protein transport. The transcript has 13 exons. Gene Ontology annotation, cellular component: cytoplasmic vesicle; clathrin adaptor complex. NCBI's taxonomy places the organism in Eukaryota, Viridiplantae, Streptophyta, Magnoliopsida, Rosales, Cannabaceae.